Molecule: messenger RNA, 618 nt
Organism: Cicer arietinum (chickpea)
Lineage: Eukaryota; Viridiplantae; Streptophyta; Magnoliopsida; Fabales; Fabaceae
Source: RefSeq, a predicted model, not a curated record
UUAGAUGUGCAAAUGGAUGAUGCAUCGUCUAAAAGUGACAUCUAUACUAAGGUGUUUUGGUAAAGAGCACCCAGUAUAUGUGCAGGGCAUGGGGUUUGGUGUUUGUCCUACUAUGAUUUUUGAGAGCUCAAGAAAUUCAUCAUUUGGUUGUGCUUCAUCUUCAGAAAUUGAAAGGCUGAAAGUAGAAUUGCAAGCAAAUAAUGCAAGAAUUCAAGCCUUAGAGGAAGAGGUAGCAAAAAGUCCAAGAGUUCGAGCUUUAGAAGAACAAAUGACUAUCUUUAUGCUAAACCUUGGCUGUCAAUUUCCUCGUAGAGUUAAUCAAGUUCUAGAUUUAUACUCACCACUAGAAAUGAGGUGUUCUUCGUUAUCUAGUCACAAUCCUCAUAAUCUUGGACAUGGAGCUAGUCACGGUCAUGGAGCAAGUAAUGGGUAUCAAGCUAGUCAUGGGUAUGGAGCAAGUAAUGGGUAUGGAGCAAGUAAUGGGUAUGGAGCAAGUAAUGGAAAUAAAGCUAGUCAUGGACAUGAAAUUAGUUAUGGAACUUCUCCUCCAUAGUCCUAAUUUUAGUCUUUGUCAAGCAUGGAUAUUUAUUUUUUUAUGGAAUGAAGUGAUACUUUAGA